Cordyceps militaris CM01 is the source of this 2019-nucleotide messenger RNA. RefSeq names its product Dynamin family protein. Gene Ontology annotation, cellular component: microtubule; cytoplasm; membrane. Bases 1 to 2019 code for a protein of 672 amino acids. The transcript is spliced from 4 exons. Gene Ontology annotation, molecular function: microtubule binding; GTPase activity. Lineage: Eukaryota; Fungi; Ascomycota; Sordariomycetes; Hypocreales; Cordycipitaceae. The record is from RefSeq and is a predicted model, not a curated record.
AUGGGCGAAGCCCCCGAGCAUAGCCGGCGGUGCCACACCCCGGUCACCGCCACCAACGACCCUGUCCGUCGUCUUGACGUGCCUCACAUCGUCGCAUUUGGUCGUCGAAAUGCCGGCAAAUCUCGCGCUCUCGAGGCUAUUGCUAGCAUCAACUUCCCAAUCUCUUUCAGUAGUUCUGCCCACUACGUGACUGAGCUCACCAUGAGCCCCGGUCCCGCGUUUCGCGUCACCGCGUCAGUCCGGCUCGCGGACCCCGACGCGCGGGUCCGGGAGCUUUGCACGGGGCACUGCCUCGCUGACGUGCAGCGCUGCCUCGACGAGGCUAGGGCUGCGUUUCCGAGAACAGAUCCCGAAGGUGACUUGUCCGACAGCGUCCUCGAAAUCUGCAUUACCGGACCCGGCCUGUUUCCGCUGCGGCUGGUCGACGUGCCCGGCGCCUCCUUUACUGAACGCAAGGAACAGGUUGAGGUCCAACGUGGAUGGAGUACCGCUGUCACUACAGCAAAAGUCACGAAUAUCAUACGCGGAUAUGUGAAGCCUCAAAAUACCGUCAUUCUUGCUGUUGUCGCGGCCGAGGAUGCUGCUCGUGCUUGCAGCGACACUGUCACGGUAGCCGCAAGGUACGACCCCGAGAAAAGGCGGAUUCUUGGCAUUGUCACCAGAGCAGACGGCGCGGACAAUGCCGCGAGAUCAAGCGAAGCAUACCAGAGGCUUGAAAACAAGCUGCACUGGGGAUGGCAUCUGCUCGGCGGCAGUGCCAGCACGGGCACGUCGGCGGACGAGGCCGAGGACCCCGAUGCGGACGACUCGGGUAUUCCUGGACCUAAUUCGGGAGCCGCCUCCCUGCACGAAGCACUCUGUGACUUGCUGUUCCAUCAGAUGCAAGCCCAGAUUCCGGCGGUGAAGGGCUCCGUCCAGGCGAGCCUGGCCGAGCGCCUGCAGAGCCGUGAGGCACUGGGUCCGGAGCGGCCGGCGCUGCGGGACCAGUGGUUCUUCCUCGUGCAGAGCGCCUUUGCGUUCCAGAAGCUGUGCCGCGACGCCCAGCAGCCGGAAUACCCCGACGACGGCGCCGCCGCCUUCUUCCACACCGGCGGCGAUGCGGCGCAGCUGGGCACACGACUGCGCUGCCUCGCCCGCGCCUUUAGUCAGAUCGUGCACGACUACGGGGCUGUCGGCAACACGGUCCGGGACUACGCUUCGUAUGCAUCGGUCCCGCCACCGUCGAAGCGCCUCUCGGAGCUCCUCGCGCUGCAGCCGCGGCGCCCGCGCGCGGCGACGCUGCAGCACAUCCCGCUCGAUGAGCUGCAUAUCAACGCCAAGGCCAUGGAGGCGAACGGUGGACAGUCACCAGCCGCCUCGGCCAGGGCGCUCUUUCGGAGACUGGCGGCAAACUGGAAAGCGCUGGCGUGGCAGUAUGUGCAGCAUGCGCUGUGCGAGUGCAGGGCGUUUGUCGAGCUCGCCUUUGAACAUCUCGUGCCUGCGUACGGGCACACUAGGGAUCUCCUUGUCGCUCGUUUUGUUGAGCCCUUUUUUGAAGAGUGCGAGGAAGCUCUCGCGGUCAAGGUGGACGAGCUUGCAGAGCCGUAUGAGAAAGGGUACUGCUCGCUGUCGGAACCGACCGUUUCUGAAGACAUCCCGGUUAAAAAAGUGCGAGGAAAAAGGCCGCCGUCCAUCCUUGAGACGGUGGAAAGUUACUACGACGAAUCGCAAGCGACCUUUACCGACAAUGUCGUGAGCCUCGCCGUGGAGCGCUGUCUCGUUCGGCGCAUCGGGACCUUGUUUACGCCAGAGAUAGUCCGCUGCAUGUCCGACGAAGAAGUCGCGGAAAUUGCCUCGGAAUCGCUGCACACGCAAGCGCAAAGGAAGCUACUCGAGCAGCAAAUCGAGACGCUCACAUCGGAGCUCGACUACUGGUGCAGAUUCAGGGCUACAAAAGCGCAUUUCAACCUCGUGCUUCCAAGUGAGUUUCAGGCGAGCUCGGCGCUCGCAGACACCAUGGAGCCAGCGCCUGUCAAGUAA